Symbiodinium sp. CCMP2456 is the source of this 578-nucleotide messenger RNA. Lineage: Eukaryota; Dinophyceae; Suessiales; Symbiodiniaceae. The record is from the annotation of a GenBank genome assembly.
GCCUAGUGCGAUGGGGAACGCCUGCUGUCUGGGGGCGAGAGAAGCCGCCAGCGCCACCAGCGGCGCGAGCAGAGAGCGAGGCCGUGGUGCUGCUGCGGCGGCGUGCGCAGCAGCCGCCGGACUCCAAAGAGGAUUCUUCUGCCGUGUGCCACGGCAAGACCGGGCAGCCCGACGAGGUAGUGGGUCCGGUGGAAGCUGUGAAGGAGAAGAUCGCGGAGAUCACACAGGAGGUCCUCGACAAGGCCUUCAACACGAAGGUUAGCUUCUUUGUGCGCGGCCUUCAAACGAAAGGCCAGACCGGAGGAGAGGAGCGCGACUGGGCUGCCUUCGGCGAUGCGGGCAGUCUGAAACCGGAGAUGAUUGCCUGCCAGAAGGGAGAAAAGGCAUCAUCCAAUUGUCCGAACCAGGACAAUUUCUCUGUGACCACUUUUAAGAAUGGCUACACCUUCGCUUGCGUCCUCGAUGGCCACGGCAAGAAAGGCCACGUAGCUGCGACGAGAGCCGCGCAACUCCUCCCCUUCCUGCUUCUGGAGCAGGGAAUUGGCGACGAGCAUGUGGCAGAGGCCACGAUUGAGAAG